Theobroma umbraticum is the source of this 2070-nucleotide messenger RNA. RefSeq lists its product as uncharacterized. The record is from RefSeq and is a predicted model, not a curated record. Lineage: Eukaryota; Viridiplantae; Streptophyta; Magnoliopsida; Malvales; Malvaceae. Gene Ontology annotation, molecular function: double-stranded RNA binding.
CCAACAAAGUUUGCUUCUUUCUUUGUAAAUUUCGCAUUAUUUUUUGUCAUCAUCAUCACUCUCUAAGAACUGUAGACAGAGAGAGAAACAAAAAUUUAAACCAAAAAAAUAAAGAAAUACUGUUUUUUUAUAUAUAUUUUGGAAUGGAGUGAAUUUUUUUUUUUUUUUAUAAACUAGUGCUCGAAGAAAUGCUACUUAAUUUUCUAGUAGCAUUACUUUCUCACUAAAACCCAGAGUUUUUUCCCAUCAUUUUCUGGAGAAUUUUGAAGUACUCGACUAUAGAGAAAUAACCAGAAAGCCUAGAUAUCCAGAAGGUAUGUACAAGAACCAAUUGCAAGAGUUGGCUCAAAGAAGUUGCUUUAAUCUGCCAUCUUAUUCAUGCAUCCGGGAAGGACCUGAUCAUGCACCUCGGUUUAAAGCCACUGUCAACUUUAAUGGAGAGACUUUUGAAAGCCCUACCUUUUGCUCUACUCUGAGACAAGCAGAACAUGCUGCAGCUGAAGUAGCUCUAAGUACACUUGCCAACAGAGGCCCUUCCAAAGCAUUGGCUGCAAGAGUUUUGGAUGAAACUGGUGUCUAUAAGAAUUUGCUUCAAGAGACCGCUCAUAGAGCUGGCUUAAAUCUUCCUCUCUACGCAACUGUUCGAUCUGGACCAGGCCAUGUUCCUGUUUUUUCAUGCACAGUUGAGCUUGGAGGGUUGAGCUUUACAGGGGAACCAGCGAGGACCAAGAAACAAGCACAGAAGAAUGCAGCAAUGGCUGCAUGGUCAGCCCUGAGAAAAUUGUCUCAGCAUGGUUCAUCUUCGUCUUCAUCGCCUUCAUUGGAGUCUAAAGGAAAAGAAGAACAAGAGCAAGUUGUCAUUGCUCGUUUCCUUUCAUCUUUACGGCCAUCAAAAUCAAGGCACUCUGUGCUAAAUGAUUGUCAGCAUGAAAAGCAGAGAUCAAUUCCUGUAUGUAGGGACCUAACUCCUCCAACCCCAAGCUUAUAUGCUAUGCAGGGUCAAAGUUGGCCUUACCCUAGUUUUUCCCCUGAAAUGGCCAUAUACCAAAUAUGGCAGCAAGAACAAUUAUUGCAGCUGCAAAACCACUUGUUUACAUUUCCUGUUUCUCCAGUUCCUCCACCUGGUCCUCAGAUUCUUCCUUAUGUACAGUCUAUUUUACACCCAGAUCACUGUCUAUCAUUUCGAGCUAGGGACCAAGAACCCAUUCUAACGGCUCCCAGGCUCGCAAUUGCUACGUCAGGCCCUUCUCUUUCCUUCUCUAAUAAAUCGGCUUCUCAACCAACCAUGGGUAAGUCUACUGUGACUAUUCAAGAGAUACACGAGGAGAUAAAAGAAGAACCAUCCAAGUACUCUGCACCUGUGGUUAUAGAUCCCCCUGUUCCCAGUCAAACCAAUGUUGAAACGGGUAUCAAGGAAUCAAAACAGGAAGAUCACAAACAGAAGAAUGUUGAGUUAGAAAGCAAAGGUGAAAAUGUUCAUAGGAAGUUGGAUGCUGGUUCCUGGCCUGUCAACUACCACUCACAAACUCCACAUGCUUUUGAGUCUUCUCAUCUUGGACCACGGUAUCCUCCAAAAGCAGAGUAUUAUAGAAAUUCUAGAUCGCCAUUGUCUGCAGCAGCUCCUGUGAUGAUCAGAACAGUGAACCCAGUUUCUUCCAUGAGACCAAACGCACAAAGGCCGGCAACUCAGGUGCCUGUCCCGCCAAGAAUGAGAACCGGAGCUCCACCAUUUUCAACCAGACCCAGGUUUGAAAGAAUGAACCUUGGGGGCAUGCAUCCCAGUUCGAUGGCACCGCCUGUUAGAAUAAGAUCGGUUGUACCAGUCUGUUCAGCUCCACCACCACGAGAAAAACCAAGCUUCAACCAGGAGGGUAUGUUACCCAACAAAGAGAAGAAAGAUACACUAUCUGAGGAUGUGUCAACAGCAACUUCAGAUCUUAGUAAGCUUAAUAUGUAGAUGGAGUAUAGUCCAUACAUACCACAGGAUGCAAUCUAGUUUUUGCUAUGACUUCCCUUUUUUUAUUUUUGUUUCCCAUGGAAAUCAUCACAGCCCUGGAGAGCUGUUUUAUG